Hirsutella rhossiliensis is the source of this 282-nucleotide messenger RNA. RefSeq names its product DSS1/SEM1 family domain-containing protein. The record is from RefSeq and is a predicted model, not a curated record. Gene Ontology annotation, cellular component: proteasome regulatory particle, lid subcomplex; proteasome complex. Lineage: Eukaryota; Fungi; Ascomycota; Sordariomycetes; Hypocreales; Ophiocordycipitaceae. The coding region runs from base 1 to 282 and encodes 93 amino acids. The transcript has 3 exons. Gene Ontology annotation, biological process: proteasome assembly; double-strand break repair via homologous recombination; mRNA export from nucleus.
AUGGCCUCGACCUCAGACACCAAGCCCGCCGGCGCCACCACCGACGACAAGCCCACCGAGCAGAAGCCCACCGAGCAAAAGGCCACGACGGCCCUCGGCGAGGAUGACGAGUUUGAAGACUUUCCCGUCGACGACUGGCCCGAAGACCAGACCGAGGCCGCCAGCGGCAGCGACCCCAAGCACCUGUGGGAGGAAAGCUGGGACGACGAUGAUACGAGUGACGACUUUUCCGCGCAGCUAAGAGAGGAGCUGAAAAAGGUCGAGGCGGCCAAGCCGAGGUGA